Messenger RNA from Closterium sp. Yama58-4, 5706 nucleotides. The record is from the annotation of a GenBank genome assembly. Lineage: Eukaryota; Viridiplantae; Streptophyta; Zygnematophyceae; Desmidiales; Closteriaceae.
AUGAGCAGGCUGCCGUCGCAGCCAUCGCAGCCGUCGCAAAAUGCUACCCCCCGUUUUCCCCCCUUCCUUCUGCUUUUCCCCACCCCCUUCUCCCCCCCCACCCCUCCUUCCCCUUCCUUCCCCCUCUCCUCCCCAUCUUUUUCCCUUCUCCUCUCCCUCUCUCCCUCCUCCCCUCGGCCUUCUCCCCCGAACUUCGCUCACAGCGGACGCCAUGGCAACGAUAGCGACCACGUGGCCCACCGCCACCGCUUCAUGGGUGUCCGGGGAGAUCUGUGGCACGUGGCUGACACGCUCUCCUGCCCCCUCUUCCCCGCCUUCCCCGUCUCACCCUCUCCCCCUUACUACAGCGGACGCAAUGGGAACGAUAGCGACCACGUGGCCCACCGCCUCCCAUCGUGGGCCUUCUCCCAUUCCCCGUUUCUCCUUUCUCCCUUCCGCCCAACUUCUCCCGCAGCGGACGCAAUGGCAACGAUAGCUACCAGGUGGCCGACCCCCACAGCCUCAUGGGUCGCUGGGGAAGUCUGUGACACGUGGCUGACACGCUCUCCUCACCCUCUCCCCCUUACUGCAGCGGACGCCAUGGCAACGAUAGCUACCAGGUGGCCGACUGCCACCACAUCGUGGGUCGCUGGGGAGGUCUGUGACACGUGGCUGGGAGUGGUGUGCGACGACAGCGGCUAUGUGACGCAGAUGAUUAACGUCUCAAGCACGGACUGUCUCGAGCGUGGCUCUCACCUCCUUUCCUCAUUCGCGUUCUCCACUCGCUUCAUUCAUACCAUGCCAGUUUCCUUGUCCCCCUCUCUCACCCCCUCUCCUCCCCUCCUUCCACCCCCCUCCCUCUCCUCCGUCCUCCACCUCUCCCUCUCUUCUCCCCCCCCCCCCAACCCCCAUCCCCCCUCUCCCCCCCCCCCAUCCCCCCCCCUUUCCCCCCUUACUCCCCCCUCUUCCCCGACUCAUACCCCCUGCAGUGAUCUCAGCGAUAACGAUUUGGAAGGAACAAUCCCCACGGAUGCCAUUGCUUCGCUGCUUACGCUGCAAGAACUCAAGCUACACGACAAUUCAAUCGAGGAUGAUUUCCCAGCCAAGUUCAACACUCUGACUGCUUUACAGAUACUGACUCUGGGUCGCAACGACAUCACAGGAUCUAUCCCUACCGGCUUCUCACUGCUGCAGAAGCUUCGAUUCCUGCUCCUCAGUGACAACCGCAUAUCGGGCCAAGUGCCGUCGGAACUCGGUGCUCUCACCGACCUUGAAGCCCUCGAUCUGAGCAAGAACCGUCUGUCUGGCAGCAUACCCAAAGAGGUCAUUGCUCUCCCCAACCUCAUGUACUUUGACAUAUCCAAUAACGAGUUCUCAGGCCCUGCACCCACGGGAUUCGCCAGCACCUCCUUUCAGUCCACCUCCGAGGCCACAUACAACAUCGAGAGAAACUAUUUCAACGGCUCGGCCAAAGGCCAGAUCACGGCGGACAACGGAAACAUUUCAUUCUGCCCGAAUCAGCUCCGAGGGGCCUCUCGUGAAUUUCAACAAGUGAUUUCGCUACGUGCGCCUGGGGCACAACGGAACGGCCACAAAGCUCUCCUCUUCCCCUAUCUCCCUUUCCUCUCUCCAUGUCCCCACCCCUCUCCCCAGCCUCUCGUGAAUUUCAACAAGUACUUCCGCUACGUGAGCCUGGGCUACAACGGCACAGCCACCAAGCCCUCAUGGACGUACAAGACUGCAGUGGACUGGCGCACUCAGGUCGUCAGCAAGCAGAAUAGAACCGUCGUGGGACCUACAGUCGACCAGGGCACGUGUGCUGCGUGUUGGGCUCUAGUCCCGGUAGCGGCAAUCGAGUCAGCGUAUGCCAUCGCGUUCGGGUCGAACCAGCCCAACAUAUCGGGGCAGCACAUUCUCAACUGCCAGGGCACCUGGGAGUGCUUGGGCGGCCUCCCCUCUGACGCGUUCCAGUUCGCUGCCUCGGGGGGAGUGCUGCCGGAGUUUAUCGUGCCGUACACGGGCACCAAAGAUGCAUCCAGCUGUCCGCCCCCCCUGAGGAGGAGAUUGGAAGCAUCCUUCCCUCCAGACCUCUGGUUUGAUCGAGCACUAGAGGACCACCUUCAUGCCUCGAUACAAGACUCCUCGCUACAACAAUCACAGCACCAACAGCACCAGCAUCUGCAACAACACUCCCACAUAGCUCCUGCUCCUCCCUCUCCCCCUGCUGCUCUUCCUUCCUCCCGUCGCCCUCCUCCUCCCCCUCCUCCUCCCCCUUCACCUGCGUCCAUUGCUCCCAACCGGCUCCCAGCAAAACCAAGCAGACGAAUUUCCCAGCCAGCAUUUGAACCGUCACUGCUCCACCCUCCUUCACUACCUCCUCUUCCUCCAUCCUCCCUCUUCUCCUCCCGCUUCACCUCCCUCCUCUCCUCCUUCUUCCAGUUUCCUCGCCCCCGCAUCCUCCAAUCAUCACCAUUUUCCUCCUCCUCUUCCUCACCCUCUUCCCCACUUCCCACCUCAUCCUCCUCCUCGUCCUCCUCCUCUCGCUCCUUCUUUUCCUCCUCUCGCUCAUCGUCUAUAGGCCUACUCAAGAAGCCGGCUAAGAAAAAGCCCCCCCCUGCCCCCUCUGCCCAGCCGGUCCCCGGGCCGUACAAGAUCGCCAUGUUUGAACAAGUGGCGGUGUCUGGUUGGCUGGGCAUGGUGAUAGCGCUGCAGGCACAGCCAAUCAUCGCGAACAUAGAGGCGGACCAGACGUCUUUCAUUGAAUACGCGGGGGGCUACACCUAUGCAGAUCCGGAUUGCUUUAUCAACGGGGUGGUGAAUCACAUAGUGCUGCUCGUGGGCUACAGCAUGGCAGGUGCCACUCCCUACUUCCUCCUGCAAAACACCUGGGGAGCCACCUGGGGCGUGGGCGGCUUCAUGCAGAUGGCCAUUGCAUCAGGUGAUGGCAUCUGCGGUAUCAACACCUCUCCUGCCCUCUACCCCGUGGUCCGAGGCCCCAACCCGUGUGUGCCGAACCCCUGUGGGGGCGGCACGUGCAGUGCAACCAGGAACCCUGGAGGAUACACGUGCAAGUGCAAGACGAAUUUCGUUGUUGGGAGGAACAUCGACAACUCGCCUGCUUGCAUCCCGCUAAAGCCCUGCUCUCUGAACGCAGUGAACCCCUGUCAGGUGGGCACGUGUCUGGACGAUGGCAAGGGGGGCUACAACUGCAUCUGCCCGCCAGGCUUUUUCUUUGAUACCCGGCCCGACAACACGCCCUCCUGCAUCCUUGGCCCCACUCCCGGUGAAAUUCAUGUGGUUACAGGGCUCACAUGCGACAUUGUCAUGUCUACCUACGGCAUCAACCUCACCAGCUUCACCCAGCUCAACCCGAAUCUGAACUGCAACAAGCUGCGGCCAGACGAUGAAAUUCACAUCGGCGACACCAACCCGUGUGCCACGGCCUAUACAGUCACAUCAUCUAGCGACACGUGUGCGUCCAUAGCAGCAGCGUUCAAUGUCACCACGGAUCAGCUGAAGGAGAGGAACCACGAGCUCAAAUGCAACAAGGCGCUGCAGAUUGGACAGCAGAUCUGUGUGGUGAGGGGCACUGCUGACCUGCCAGUGUGCCAGGAGUAUGUGACUGUAGCGGAGGGAGACACAUGUGACAGUAUAAUGAGGUCUGCACGGCCGCCCCUGACCAGCCAGGAGUUCUAUGCGUUGAAUCCGGGCAUCAACUGCAAUGUGGGGGACCAGAGUCUGUUGGGCCAACAGAUCUGUACUCGUGGUGGCCAUGCCUUCUUGCUGCUGUCGUUUCGUUUCUUCCGUACGAGCAUCGUUCGGACGGACGCAUUGCUUGUUCGUGCACAAGUCUGCCUGCAUAUUCCACUGCAUACCUUAAAAAUGGCUGCAAUGCUGACUUCCAGCCUCUGCAGCAGCAAUCCAGCUGCGAGGCUUUUCCCGAGCUUGAAGCCCGCGUUAUCCGCAAAUGCCGUUCAAGCACUCACCUCUCGUUACAGUCACUCACCGCUCCAGCUGUCAAGCUGCACGAAUCGCAGCCGGCGGCUGAUUGUCGUGGAAGCGUCGUCUGCCAAUCCGUCCCAGAUUUCGUUUGCAACAGCGGUGGAGAGCCAACCUACCCUCUUCCAGGCGAUCGACUUCAAGAAGCUUCAAAACGGAAGUGACAUACGGGGAGUGGCUAUUCCGGGGGUGGAGGGCGAGCCCGUGACACUAACGGAGCCGGCAGCAGAGGCCAUUGGCGCGGCCUUCGCUCGGUUGUUGAGGGGGAAGAAGGAGCAGGCUGAUGGACAGCUGAGCGUGUCAAUCGGGCAUGACUCGCGAGUGUCCGCUGAUGUCAUCACGGCAGCAGUGGCGCGCGGGCUAGCAGGAGAGGGCGUGAAGGUGGUUCGGUUCGGCCUGGCGUCCACACCAGCCAUGUUCAGCAGCACGGUCACGGAGGAUGCUAGUCUGCACUGCCCCAACGACGGAGGCAUCAUGAUCACAGCCAGCCACCUCCCCUUCAACCGCAACGGGCUUAAGUUCUUCACAGCGAAGGGCGGCGCAAACAAGGCGGAUAUCGCGGCCAUCCUGGCGUCUGCCGCCCAGAUCUACGAGUCCAUGUCAGCAGAAUCCGUGCGGGCCAAUCAGGAGAAGGCGGAGAAGCAGACGGUGCACGUGGACUAUAUGAAGAGAUAUGCUGCCGACCUGGUCGACGCUGUCAGAAAGGCUGCCAAUGCUGGAGAUCGUCCGUUGGAGGGUUACCACAUCGUGGUUGAUGCUGGUAAUGGCGCAGGAGGCUUCUUCGCUGCCGGGGUGCUGGAGCCUCUGGGAGCCAACACUGCUGGCAGUCAAUUCCUUGAACCUGAUGGCCUGUUUCCGAACCACAUUCCGAACCCAGAGGACAAGGCAGCCAUGGAGGCGAUCACAGGCGCGGUGCUGAGGGAGAAGGCGGACCUUGGGAUCAUCUUUGACACUGACGUGGACAGGGCUGCAGCCGUUGAUUCGUCCGGCAAGGAGAUCAACCGCAACCGUCUGAUCGCCCUCAUUGCAGCGAUCGUGCUCGAGGAGCACCCAGGCACCACUAUAGUCACGGACAGUGUGACAUCUGAUGGGCUGACCACAUUCAUUGAAUCUAAGCUCGGGGGCAAGCACCUGCGGUUCAAGCGGGGAUACAAGAACGUGAUUGAUGAGGGCAUCAGACUGAACUCGGUGGGAGAGGAGUGUCACCUCGCCAUGGAGACCAGCGGCCAUGGGGCUCUCAAGGAGAACAGAUGGCUGGAUGAUGGAGCUUACCUCAUGGUGAAGCUGCUUGUAAAGCUCGCAUCGGCAGCAGGCAAGGGAGAGGCGAAGGGCAGUGUGGUGCUGACUCGCAUGAUAGAGGACCUGCAGGAGGCUGACGAGGCUACAGAAGUUAGGCUGCGAAUCAACCAGGACCAUGCUGACGUGGCACCCAUAGGGUUCCGUCCGUAUGGAGAGAAGGUGCUAGAGGCGCUCACAGCCACGGUGGAGAGCGAUGCUGCGCUCUCCAAGGCGCCCGUCAACUACGAGGGGGUGCGGGUGUCUGGGUUUGGUGGAUGGUUCCUGCUGCGCCUGUCUCUCCACGACCCCGUCUUGCCACUCAAUAUUGAGGGUCCUUCCAAGGCGGCCACCAGGAGGCUGGCAGAAGCUGUUGUGUAUGUGACGUCACAGUUCCCCGCUCUGGACACAUCUGCUCUUCACAAGUACAUCGACUCUUGCAACCACAAUUGA